Molecule: messenger RNA, 2665 nt
Organism: Nylanderia fulva
Lineage: Eukaryota; Metazoa; Arthropoda; Insecta; Hymenoptera; Formicidae
Product: silk gland factor 1
Biological process (GO): regulation of transcription by RNA polymerase II; cell differentiation; anatomical structure morphogenesis
Molecular function (GO): protein domain specific binding; transcription factor binding; DNA-binding transcription factor activity, RNA polymerase II-specific
Source: RefSeq, a predicted model, not a curated record
AGAGAACUCUUCCAGUUCUGUGCGACUCGAGGAAUCUCUGUGACUCGUGGCUCGACGGUCGGGUUAGAGGAGAAGAACCUAACUCGGUCAUUGGACGACUCCUGGGGUCGUCCUCAAUCGGUGAUAAGAUUAAGGGAAUACCCGACUGUCAGCAGCCGUGGUACCGCGGAUUUCAUGACAGCCGUUUGACAACGACGACGCGACAGCAGGCCACCUCGGCACCGGUGAGCUCUAUGACCAUGCUUCAGUCGCAAAAGCUGUACGGCGAUGCGGGUGCCAUGAGCAGCGCCGCGAUGUCCAGCAUGGGCAGUAUGGCGCCCACGUACAGCUCGAUCAACUCGAUGAGCUGCGUACCGAUGGGAAUGUCGAUGGGAGUUGGGGUCGGGCCUAGCUGCAGCCCACAAGGCGCCGGAGGCUUCAACAUGAGCACCAUGAGCUCGGCUAUGGGAAUGGCGUCGAUGGGUGGCGGCGGGAUGAGCGGUUACAGCGGCGCUUCCAUGGGCACCGGUGGUGCCUGCAUGAGCGCCGUCGGAUACGGGCCGCUGACACCCAGCGGCGGUACCGGCGUAAGCCGGGAUCCCCUGGCUCUGACCGAGCCGGACUCGCCCAAUUCGGCGUUACAACGCGCACGAAGCGAGAAAUCCUAUCGCCGUAGCUACACGCACGCGAAGCCGCCGUAUUCCUACAUCAGCCUGAUCACCAUGGCGAUACAGAACGCGCCCCACAAGAUGCUGACUCUGUCGGAGAUCUAUCAGUUCAUCAUGGAUCUGUUCCCGUUCUACCGGCAGAAUCAGCAACGCUGGCAGAACUCCAUCAGGCACUCGCUCAGCUUCAACGACUGCUUCGUCAAGGUACCACGCACGCCGGACAAGCCCGGGAAGGGAUCCUUCUGGACCCUACACCCGGACAGCGGCAACAUGUUCGAGAACGGUUGCUACCUGCGACGUCAGAAGAGGUUCAAAGACGAGAAGAAGGAGAUGACCAGGCAGACCAACAAGCAUCAACAGCAUCAGCAGCAUCAGGCGACGGCCGCGGCGGUCGCGGCCGCGACCGGAGCGACUAUCGCGGGCCAACAUAGUCCGCCCACUCACGAAGGCGCGCCUGGUACCAAGAAGACCGGCUCGUCCAUCCACCACGGCGGUCCACCGCAACAGGACGACAAAGAUCUGCACUCGUUGGUAUCCUCCCAUCACCAUCAUCACACCGCCGGACUCCAUCAGCACCACACAACUCUGAAGAGCGACACCACCGACAUCGGCGGUCUCUUGGUACCGGAUCUCGGUGCCGCGCACGACGAACUCACCGCCAUGGUCAGCCGUAGUCUCCAUCCGCAUCUGUUAUCCGAAACCGCGACCCUACAUCACAACAUGACGGGUAGCUUGAAGCAGGAACCGCUUUACGGUACCGCCGCGGCCAAUCAUCCCUUCAGCAUCAACAGGUUACUACCGCGAGACACGACUGGUACCUCGCCAGGCGCCCAGGAUACCAAACCACCCGAGAUGAAGAUGUACGAGCAGCUGCAUCAAAGCUACGCUAAUUUUGGCUCGCCCCAUCAUCCGCACGCCCACUCGGCGCCACCCGGCCACCAUCAUCACAACGGUAUGCACGCCGGGACCACCGCCGCCGGCCCGAUGCACAUGACGAAUCAUCAUCACCAGGAGUAUUACCAGAGCCCGCAUUAUCAUCACGCGACCAGCGUCGCCACCACGAGCGCGCCGCCGCCGCCCGCAGUCGCUACCGCGGCGCCGGGCUUGUGACAUCACGCCACCCACCCUUACGCUUUGGCCUGAGUCGCUGCCGCCGCGGCAUACGUCGCCAGCGCUGCCGCACCCCCAAUGCCACCCCCGAGCACCCCGGAUCUGUCGUCGACCGCGACCACCGCGGCGCCGACGGGGACGUCGUCGUCCCCCACGACCACCCUGUCGACCGUCUCGUCGUCGCCGCGUGCGCAACCACGCCGGCGCGCCCGUCGUCCCGAGAACGACGACGACAUCGUCGACGCCGUCGUAUGCUGGCCGCCCGACGACGACGACGAGUACGACGACGAGGACGAGGACGAGGAGAGCGUCGUCUACAGACGGUAGAGUUAGGAUUUCCGCCGGGAGAGGUAGGAUCCCCAAAAGGGUAUUUCGGCUCGCUCUGUGUGUUACACGGUUCAUCGUCUCGGAUCGGAUUGUUAGGGGAUAGGAAAUAAGGGUUGUUAUAUAUUUUCAAGGUUAAUAUAUAGAUGUGGUAUAUUAGCGUGUUCAGAAAUUUAUACUAUGGGGAAUUAUUCAAUAUUUUCCUGUUUUGUAUAUUGGGUGGAUCGAAAUUUGUGCGAAACAUUUUUUAGGGGAUGGUUUCUUAUAUUGAAGUUCAGAUUUGAUGAAAAUAUUAAUAUGGGUUAUUUAUUUCGGAUUCUUUAUAAGGGUACCGAAAAAAAAAAUUGUUUUAAAUAAAUAUGAAAAAAGUGAUCCGAUUGCUAGUUGGAAUAUUGAAAUAAAGAUACCAGAGAAUUAAUUGACCAAUACUGGUUAAGGUGAAAAAUCUUUUAUUUCGACCCCGAAGCCUGAAGAGGACCCAAUUCGGGGUCGAAAUAAAAGGAUUUUUCACUUUAGCCAGUGUUGGUCGAUUAAUUCCCUGGUAUCUUUAUUUCAAUAAAUAUUUUUUUAUUAGUGGAAAAUGU